AUGACUGCCCAGGACUCAGACACCUGGGAGACUGGAGUGGACCAAGAGAACCAGCUGGACACGCAGGCCGAGGAGCCCGGGGCAGCCAGCCCCUCCCAGCAGAAGUCCUGGCUGGUGCUGUACUUGUCCCUGUUACUGCGGCGGGACCAGCUGGCCCAGAAGGCUGGGCAGCUCUUCUCGGGGCUCCUGGCCGUCAACGUGAUAUUCCUGGGUGGGGCCUUCAUCGGCAGCAUGAUUUUCAACAGCGUGGCCAUCACACUGGGUGACGUGUGGAUCCUGCUGGCCGUGCUCAAGGGCCUGUCGCUGCUCUGGCUGUUCUAUUACCUCCUGGGCACCACCCGCCGGCCGCACGCUGUGCUCUACCGGGACCCUCACGCCGGGCCCAUCUGGGUACGGGGCUCGCUGGUGCUGUUUGGCAGCUGCACUGUCUGCCUCAACAUCUUCCGUGUGGGCUACGACGUGAGCCACGGCCACUGCAGGUCGCAGGUGGAGGUCGUCUUCCCUGUCAUCGAGAUCAUCUUCAUGGGCGUGCAGACCUGGGUGCUCUUGAAACACUGCAAGGACUGUGUGCAGGUGCAGACCAACUUCACCAGGUGUGGGCUCAUGCUGACCCUGGCCACAAACUUGCUGCUGUGGGUUCUGGCUGUGACCAACGACUCCAUGCACCGUGAGAUCGAGGCUGAGCUCAACGCCCUCACAGAGGAGUUCUCAGGCAACAACAGUGCCUGUCUGUGCAUCAACGCCACGGUGUGCAAGGUCUUCCAGAAGGGCUACCUGAUGCUCUACCCCUUCAGCACCGAGUACUGCCUUAUCUGCUGCGCCGUGCUCUUCGUCAUGUGGAAGAAUGUAGGCCGCACCCUGGCACCCCAUGCCAGCGGCCACCCUGGUGCCCCACCCUUCCGCCUGCACGGGGUCAUCUUCGGGCCGCUGCUGGGCCUGGUCACACUGGUGGCCGGAGUGAGCAUCUUUGUGCUCUUCCAGAUCGAGGCCAAUGGCCCCAACAUCGGCCGCCGCUACUUCACCCUAUACUAUGCCUACUAUGUGGCCGUGCUGCCCGCCAUGAGCCUGGCGUGCCUGGUGGGCACAGCCGUCCACGGGCUGGAGGAGCGGGAGCUGGACACACUCAAGAACCCCACGCGGAGCCUGGACGUGGUGCUGCUGAUGGGUGCUGCGCUGGGCCAAAUGGGCAUCUCCUACUUUUCCAUCGUGGCCAUUGUGGCCACAGACCCACAUGAGCUGCUCAACCGCCUCAUCCUGGCCUACUCACUGCUGCUGAUCCUGCAACACAUCACCCAGAACCUCUUCAUCAUCGAGGGCUUGCACCGGCGCCCACUCUGGGAGGCGGUCCCCCAGGCUCUGGCGGGGAAGCUCCCGGAGGCUCCCCGGAGGGGGUCCCUGCUGGAGCUGGGCCAGGACCUGCAGCGGGCCUCGCUGGCCUACAUCCACUCCUACAGCCACCUCAACUGGAAGCGGCGUAUGCUCAAAGAGAUCUCCCUCUUCCUUAUUCUCUGCAACAUCACGCUGUGGAUGAUGCCAGCGUUCGGCAUGCACCCCGAGUUCGAGAACGGCCUGGAAAGAGAUUUCUACGGCUACCGCACAUGGUUCACCAUUGUCAACUUUGGCCUCCCCCUGGGGGUCUUCUACCGCAUGCACUCGGUUGGGGGGCUGGUGGAGGUCUACUUGGGGGCCUGA
Messenger RNA from Ochotona princeps (American pika), 1692 nucleotides. RefSeq names its product otopetrin 3 (gene OTOP3). Gene Ontology annotation, cellular component: membrane. The record is from RefSeq and is a predicted model, not a curated record. The transcript is spliced from 7 exons. Gene Ontology annotation, biological process: proton transmembrane transport. Gene Ontology annotation, molecular function: proton channel activity. Lineage: Eukaryota; Metazoa; Chordata; Mammalia; Lagomorpha; Ochotonidae. The coding region runs from base 1 to 1692 and encodes 563 amino acids.